CGCUCGCAGGCAGCAAUAGGAAGACGACAGACGCUGUCUCGAGGCUGGAAUCGUUGAACUGGUGUUGCGCUGUGUAGGAGUUCAGGUGGUUGAAACAGAAAAGGAGAAAAAAAGAGGUGGUUACAAUUUCUGGGAAUAUACAAAAAAAUGGAUGGAAAGUGUACAGGUAUUCAGGAGCUUCCAGAGAUUGAAUAUAAAUGUGGAGAAAUGAUCUCAAAAGUGGCAACUGAUGAGUGAGGCGUUGUGUUUACCCUGGCGUUGCCACCUCACAGCUUGCUGUCUUGUGUGCUGUGCUGCUCUCCGGUUGCUGUUUUGGAUGUGUCCCUUGGUAUGGACUUCAAAACUUUUAAAUUGGUAGUGAACAGAAAGAACCGGAGAAGAGCAACAACAUUCAAAGACUGUGCUAGUAAGCAGCUCACCCGACUGCUAAUAAAGAACCUCAUCAGUCUACAACAACAACAUUUAUUUCUAUAGCACAUUUUCAUACAAAUGAUGGAGCUCAAAGUGCUUUACAGGAUGAAGAAAGAGGGAAAAAAAGACAAAAUGUAUAAAUACUAAUUAACAUAGAAUAAAAAUAAGGCCCGAUAGCCAGGGAGGACAGAGUGAAGAAGACAAGCUACACGUGAUUGAAUGUGAUUGGCUGAUGUAUUUCAUUUAAAGAAGGCUAACAGAACCCUAUCAAGAUGUAGAUCAUGUCUGAUGACCUGAGAGACUACGUGCAGCUGUGACUGUUACGCCUCAGAGCAGACCAUUGUGCUCUCGAACAGAACAAAGGGCAACAACUUUGAAAGCUAAAGGGCCGGCCGCCCUGCCAUCGCUUACCACAAAAUUGUUUCUGUUGCUAAUAGCUGGAAGUGCUGGUUUUUCUCAUUAAAUACCCAUUUACUCAAAAUCUUUUGAGUCCUGUCCUGUCUAAAAGCUGGUGUCAAGGAUACCUCAACAUUGAAUUGCUAGUUGUAAGGAAGGGUCAGAACUUCAUAGUACGGCGAAACUCCUUCCCUCUAUUCAUACCAUGGAGAGCAAAGGAAAUGUGGACAUUAAAAAAGAAGACUGUGCAUGGGAAUCCCUGCAACCCCAGAUGAAUAUUUGUGACAUUGAGGGAGAGGAGGAUUCUAAAUGGAGGUCAGUAACCAUGAAAGAAGAGCCUGAGCCAACAUCUCAUGCUGUCACCUUGCACAAAAAUGAAACUGUAAACCAUGUCAAGGCUGAAGACUUUAAACUGGAGUCAGACUCUCAGCAUCUGCGUCCAGGUGAACAAAUGACUGGAACGGGCUUUGUGAAAUGUAAUCCUCACUCUCUCCAGAAUAAUUCUACCCAGGUGAAAACAGAAUAUUUGGAUUCUGAUGUGAAGCUGAAUGAGAAAGCAUCAUGUCCAAGGUUUUCAGGAGAAGAUUUACAAGAGAGUGGCACCUUCUCCUCAUCUUCAUUUUCUCAUACCCCACUUCACUGUAGAUCGCUGCAAAUUGGAAAUUGGAAAAAACUGACAUCUGGAUCUUUCCCGUGUAGUUUUCUGCCUGUUGUGAAACUUAAAAGGAUAGACACGAUUAACACUCAGCACAUGUAUGAUACAAAUGUGGCAGCAUUUUAUGUCUGCCAAGGGCAGAAGAAAGCUUCUAAACAAAAAGCUGAAUCCAAACUUAAAUUGAGCCCUACAAUUAAAAAAACAUACUGCUGUUCUGAAUGUGGAAAGCAGUUCACUAAGAAGAGCAGGCUUCAGAGGCACAUAAGAGUUCAUACUGGGGAGAAACCAUUUUGUUGUUCUGAAUGUGGCAAGCAAUUCUCACAAAAAAGCUAUCUUCAGACCCACAAAAGAAUUCACACUGGAGAGAAGCCAUUUUCUUGUUCUGAAUGUGGCAAACGAUUCUCUGAGAAAAACACUCUUCAGACACACACACGAAUUCACACUGGAGAGAAACCAUAUUGUUGCUCUAAUUGUGGAAAGCAAUUUUCUACCAGUAGCUGUCUUCAGAGACACACAAAAAUUCACACUGGGGAGAAGCCAUAUUGCUGUUCCAAUUGUGGCAAAGGAUUCUCUGACAAACGCAAUCUUCAAAUUCACAUAAGAAUUCACACUGGAGAGAAGCCAUACUCCUGUUCUCUUUGUGAAAAGCAGUUUUCUACCAAUGGCCUUCUGCAGAAGCACACAAGAAUACAUACUGGAGAAAAGCCAUAUUCUUGCUCUGACUGUGGGAAACAAUUUUCCUCCAGUAGCAGUCUUCAGACUCACAAAAGAAUUUACACUGGGGAGAAGCCAUAUUUCUGUUCUGAAUGUGGCAAAGGAUUCUCUGACAAAAGCAACCUUCAGAUCCACACAAGAAUGCACACUGGAGAAAAACCAUACUGUUGUUCUGAUUGUGGGAAACGUUUUUCCUCCAGUAGCUGUCUUCAGAGACACAUAAGAAUUCAUACUGGAGAGAAGCCAUAUCGCUGUUCUGAAUGUGGAAAAGGAUUCACUGACAAACGCAAUCUUCAGUUUCAUACAGGAAUUCACACUGGAGAGAAGCCAUAUUCCUGUACUGAAUGUGGCAAGCAGUUUUCUGCUAGUAGCAGUCUUCAGACCCACGCAAGGAUUCACACUGGAGAGAAACCAUAUUGCUGUUCUGAAUGUGGCAAAGGAUUCCUUAACAAACGCAAUCUUCAGAACCACACGAUAAUCCACACUGGAGAGAAGCCAUAUUGUUGUUCUGACUGUAACAAAAGAUUCUCAACAAGUAGCCAUCUUCAGAUACAUGCAAGAAUUCAUACUGGGGAGAAACCAUAUUCCUGUUCUGAAUGUGGCAAGCGGUUCUCACAACAAGGUCAUCUUCAGACUCACACAAGAAUUCACACUGGAGAGAAACCGUAUUGCUGUUCUGAAUGUAAUAAACAGUUUCUCACCUAUGUCAAACUUCAGAUUCAUACAAGAGUUCACACUGGAGAGAAACCAUAUUGCUGUUCAGAUUGUGGUAAACAGUUCUCGCAAAUAGGCCAUCUUCAAAUCCAUGCAAGAAUUCAUACUGGAGAAAAAGUAUUUUGCUGUUCUGAAUGUAGCAAGGGAUUCUCUGAUAAAUGCAGUCUUCAGACCCAUACAAGAAUUCACACUGGAGAAAAAACAUAUUCUGACUUUGACUGUGGCAAGCAAUUAUCAGAAAUGGGUCAUCUUCAGACUCAUACAAGAAUUCAUACUGAAAAACAUGAAAGUUCAAGGAAACUACCAGGCUCAUCUUAUUGCUGUUCUGAAUGUGGAAAACAAUUCUCUAGCAAUAACAGCCUUCAGUCCCACAUAAGAAUUCACACUGGAGAGAAGCCAUAUUGCUGUUCUGAAUGUGGCAAACGGUACCCCAGCAGUACUAGUCUUCGGAGACAUAAAAUAAUUCACACUGGAGUGAAGCCUUUUUGUUGUCCUAAAUGUGGCAAGAGAUUCUUCUGCAGUACUAGUCUUCAGAGACACACAAGAACUCACACAGGAGAGAAGCCAUAUUCCUGUUCUGAAUGCGGAAAACAGUUCUCGCAAAUAGGCCAUCUUCAGAUUCACACAAGAAUUCACAGUAGAGAGAAGUCAUUUUGUUGUUCUGACUGUGGCAAGCAAUUCUUAACCAGCAGCUAUCUUCAGAUCCACACAAGGACUCACAGUGAAGGAAAGCAAUAUUGCUGUUCUGACUGUGGCAAACAAUUCUCACAAAGAAGCUAUCUUUGGGCCCACACAAGAAUACAUACUGGAAAGAAGCCAUAUUGCUGUUCUGAAUGUGGGAAAUAAUUCUCUGACAAACGCAGUCUUCAAUCCCACACAAGAAUUCACACUGGAGAGAAACCGUAUUGUUGUUUUGAAUGUGGGAAACGAUUUUCUAACAAUAGCAAUCUUCAAGCCCACACGAGAAUUCACAGUGGAGAGAAGCCAUAUUGCUGUCAUGAGUGUGGGAAACAAUUCACAACUAGUAGCCAACUUCAGAUCCACACAAGAGUUCACACAGGAGAGAAGCCAUAUUGCUGUUCUGAUUGUGGCAAACGAUUCUCGCAUAUAAGCAAUCUUCAUUCUCACACAAGAAUUCACACUGGAGAGAAGCCAUAUUUCUGUUCUGAAUGUGGUAAACUAUUCUCCACCAGUAGCACUUGUCAGAACCACAGAAGAAUUCACACUGCACAAAGCAGUUGUGUCGAGUCCAGUAUGUCCUAUAUCUCAAAUCUCUUAUCAGCUUCAACUAUCACACGAGGAGGCAAAGGAGAAGGUGCCAAGGAAAGGCCAUCUGUCAAAGAAGACUGCAAAAUUAAUGUGGAAGCACCAACCCACUCAGCACCACACAACAACGAAGGGAAGCAUCUCGUGCUACACAGGAGUCUCCUUUUCAUGUAUACCAUGGAGAACCAAAGAAAUGUGGAUAUUAAGGAAGAAGACUGUGCAUGGGAAUCUAUGAAAUGUCAGGCCAAAAUCGGAGGCAUUCAGGAAGGGAAGGAUUGUGAACAGGAAUCAGUAGUCAUUAAAGAAGAGUCUAAGUCUACAUGUGAUACCACAGACUGGCCAAAAAUUGAAAUUGUAAACCAUAUCAAGGUAGAAGACCUUAAGUCAGAGUGUGACCCUCAGUAUGCUUGUCAAGAUGAAGAGUUACCUCAAACAGGCUUCACAAAAAGCAGAGCUCACUCCCUCCAGGUGAAGACAGAAUCUUUAGAUUAUACCAUGAAGAGGAUGGAGAAAACGUCAUGUUCAAGGUAUUCUAGAGGAGAUUUACAAGAAAGAGACACCUUCUUCUCAUCUUCAUUUCCACAGAUGUCUCUUCACUGUAAGCCACGGCAAAAUGAAAACUUGACAGCUGGAUCUGAUAUUUUGGUACCAGCCUUAUUGCCUUAUAAUUCUCUAUCAGUUGUGAAAUUAACAAGGGAAGAUGCUGUCAACACUCCACAAUGGACACAUGAUACAAAUUCAGAAGCUUUGUAUGUCUGUCAUGAACAGAAAAAUACUUCUAAACAAAAAUCUAAAUCCAAACAUAAGUGGAGUCAUACGGGACAGAAACCAUACUGCUGUUCUGAAUGUGGAAAACAAUUCUCUAGCAAUAGCAAGCUUCAGACCCACAAAAGAAUUCACACUGGAGAGAAGCCAUAUUGCUGCUCUGUGUGUGGCAAACGAUUUUCCAAGAGUGGCAAUCUUCAAACCCACACAAGAAUUCAUACUGGAGAGAAACCAUAUUGCUGUUCCGAGUGUGGCAGACGAUUUUCAGAAAAGAGUAGGCUUCAGGAUCACAUAAGAAUUCAUACUGGAGAAAAUCCUUAUUGCUGCUCUGACUGUGGAAAACGAUACCCUAGCAGUACCAGCCUUCAGAGACACAAAAGAAUUCACACUGGAGAGCGGCCAUAUUGCUGCUCUGAAUGUGGCAAACGAUACUUCCGCAGUACCAGUCUUCAGGAACACAAAAGAAUUCACACUGGAGAGAAGCCAUACUGCUGUUCUGACUGUGGCAAGCGAUUCUCCAGCAAUACUAGUCUUCAGAGACACAAAAGAAUUCAUACUGGAGAGAAGCCAUUUGGCUGUCCUGACUGUGGCAAACUGUUUGCAACCAGCAGCAGUCUUUUGAUCCACACAAGAACUCACAGUGAAGAAAAGCCAUAUUGCUGUUCUGAUUGUGGAAAACAAUUCUCACAAAGGAGCUAUCUUUGGGCCCACACAAGAAGAAUUCACACUGGCGAGAAGCCAUAUUGCUGUUCUGAUUGUGGGAAACAUUUCUCUGAUAAAGGUAAACUACUGUCCCACACAAGAACUCAUACUGGAGAAAAGCCAUAUUGCUGUUCAGAAUGUGGGAAGCAGUUCUCUAAUAAUAGCAAUUUUCAGGCUCACACCAGGAUUCACAGUGGAGAGAAGCCAUAUUGCUGCUAUGAAUGUGGGAAACAGUUCACAACUAGCAGCCACCUUCAGAUCCACACAAGAAUUCAUACUGGAGAGAAGCCAUAUUGCUGUGCAGACUGUGGCAAACAAUUCUCACAAAUAAGCAAUCUUCAUUCCCAUGCAAGAAUUCACAGUGGAGAAAAGCCAUACUGCUGUUCUGAUUGUGGGAAACAAUUCACUAUCAGUAGCCAUCUUCAGAAGCAUAAAAGAAUUCACACUGGAGAGAAGCCAUAUUGCUGUUCUCAGUGUGGGAAACAAUUCACCACCACUACCAGUUUUCAGAACCACAGAAGAAUUCACAGUGGAGAAAAUUAAAAUCUUCAUGAAGACGACAAAUGUCUUUGAAAAAGAAAUAUGACCACCAACUAGAAAUGGUAGUGGGCUCAAAAUGAAACCUUUUCUCCAAUAAGAAUAUACUGACAUUAAAUGGAAUAUCUCAGUAGUUAAGAAGGCAAGGGAUGGAAAGAAACCCUGUAAGUGAAAAUCAUAGUGGAGCUAGAAACAGUUCUUUUUUUAUUGUCCAGACAUCAUGAGAGAUUGCCCCGUGUACUGUAUAAAUAGAAAAUGGUACAAGAGUGAUAUCCAAAAUAGAUUUAUAUUUAAAAAAAAAACCUUGCAUGCAAAAGCAAUGCCAUUGGUAUCAGACCUCACUGAAACCAAGAA
Erpetoichthys calabaricus (reedfish) is the source of this 6514-nucleotide messenger RNA. Its product is annotated as zinc finger protein 721-like. The transcript has 7 exons. Gene Ontology annotation, biological process: regulation of transcription by RNA polymerase II. NCBI's taxonomy places the organism in Eukaryota, Metazoa, Chordata, Cladistia, Polypteriformes, Polypteridae. Gene Ontology annotation, molecular function: DNA-binding transcription factor activity, RNA polymerase II-specific; RNA polymerase II cis-regulatory region sequence-specific DNA binding. The record is from RefSeq and is a predicted model, not a curated record.